AUGGCGGACGAAAAGAAACCAUGGUUAGGUAGGGAGACCUGGCCAACCGUAUGGAUAUGGAUAUGUUUCCUAUUCAACCUAGUGGGUAUAUUAGCUUUGAUCAUCUUGAUCGUAGCUGAAGUAUUCAUCAUCGUAGCCAAUUUCCAUAAUUACGUGGCUCAGUAUGGACAUCAUUAUCCCGCUAGAGGGUAUCAAGGUGGUGAUGGAGUAGGUUACGUGGACUGGACUAACGCACCAAAACAUAUGGGAUCAGCUGUAUGGAUGAUCUUAUAUCAACUAUCGAUAAUCGUCUUGAUCACUCUGACCAUCGCCUCUGAUCUAGCUUGGCGAGCAAGCUCGUACAAUGCAUGGGGUGGACGAUGGAUUGAAUCUUUCUACGCUACUGGUCUGAUGUCAGGACCUAAUCACCCCAAUAUGAUGUACUACGUCGCUGCCAACGCUUUCUUCAAGCUUUUCAUCGUUAUACUGUACAUGUCUCAGUCGUUCUACGGUAUGGAAGGUACCACCUCUCACAAGUCACCAUAUGCCGGCAAGGAUCAUUCCAGCCCAACAUAUUAUUACGAUGAUGAUAACGGCGGAGGAGGAUACAAUGGUGAUUACCAUGGUGGUAAUGAUUGGAGAAGGAAUAACGAUUCAAGUAGACCACCUUGGAGGAUAUACGGUACAGAAGCUUUCGUUUAUUACAUGGGCUGGAUAGUCCUCUUCUCAAUUUUACCUAGCAUGAUAGCUUUCUUGUACUUGACUAAUUGGGGUAAAGAGAAAGCUGAAGCUGCUAAGAGUGCUGAUGCCGAGAAAAAAGGUGAGGAGAAGAAGUAG
Kwoniella botswanensis is the source of this 816-nucleotide messenger RNA. RefSeq lists its product as uncharacterized. The record is from RefSeq and is a predicted model, not a curated record. Bases 1 to 816 code for a protein of 271 amino acids. NCBI's taxonomy places the organism in Eukaryota, Fungi, Basidiomycota, Tremellomycetes, Tremellales, Cryptococcaceae. The transcript is spliced from 6 exons.